Phytophthora infestans T30-4 is the source of this 731-nucleotide messenger RNA. RefSeq lists its product as uncharacterized. Gene Ontology annotation, cellular component: membrane. NCBI's taxonomy places the organism in Eukaryota, Oomycota, Peronosporomycetes, Peronosporales, Peronosporaceae. Gene Ontology annotation, biological process: carbohydrate transport. The transcript is spliced from 3 exons. Bases 24 to 731 code for a protein of 235 amino acids. The record is from RefSeq and is a predicted model, not a curated record. Gene Ontology annotation, molecular function: sugar transmembrane transporter activity.
CGAAAAAGGCAACUACGCGCACAAUGUCGAUGCAAUCGCUGGCCAAUGCUGCCUAUAUGACGUACUUCCUGGCGGCCAAGUCCGUACCUGUCGUGGCCGUGGGCUCGUCCAUCGUGUUUGCCAUCUCCCCAUGGCCCACGGUCGCUACCAUCCGUCGCGAGCGCAGCACGUUGCAGUUCUCAUUCGCCCCAUUCUUCUUCUACUUCGUGCAGAGCUGCAUCUACACAUUGUAUGGCUGGACGACCGGCAAUCCUGUGGUGGGCGGCACCUCGUUUCUCGGCGUGGUGUUGGGCUCGUACUACGUGCUGAUGUUCUACACGCACGCACGUGACCGCACACAGCCCACCAGGAUGUUGACGUCAGCUAUGCUGGUCAUUCUCUUGCUAGCUCACCAAGUGGCCACGCGCUCGCCUGAGGAGACGCAGAUACUCACGGGCAUUCCGGCCAACAUCCUGUCAGUGUUCACAGCUGCGUCGCCGCUGCUUCAGCUCAAGAACAUUCUUCGUCGCAAGGACGCUUCCUGCCUGCCUUUUGGUAUGUCGGCCAUGAACGUUGUGGCUGGCACCAUUUGGUCCAUCUAUGGCUUCAUGUUGGGCGACCCUCUGGUCAUUUGUCCUAACUUGUUCGCACUCACGAUGGGUGUCAUUCAGGUGUCGCUCAUCUUGCGUUAUCCGGGAGGCAAAGCCGCCGGUGCAGCGGGACCCAAGGCGAAAACCGAACACCCGGAAUGA